This is a messenger RNA of Drosophila kikkawai, 1060 nucleotides long. It is a transcript of the gene CAH14, whose product is annotated as Carbonic anhydrase 14. The record is from RefSeq and is a predicted model, not a curated record. Gene Ontology annotation, biological process: one-carbon metabolic process. Lineage: Eukaryota; Metazoa; Arthropoda; Insecta; Diptera; Drosophilidae. Gene Ontology annotation, molecular function: carbonate dehydratase activity; zinc ion binding.
UUGAAACUUUGAUCAUUUCUCGUUCGAAUUGUUAUGCACUUAAAAGUCGAAAUCCUUGGCGACAAUACCCCCAGGCUUUCCUGAUAUCACAUUGAUUUGCUAAUUCCACCCAAGCGACGCUAUAGCGAAGAGAAAAGCAAACCAUGUUACUCUCAAUAUUUAAGAUAUGCUGGCACACGCUCAUGAACUAUUUCGAACGGGUAAUGGAGCUGGCCGAGGAAUCUCGCUUCGGAACUUUUUUGGUCAGCUGUACGAUGGCCUUGGUCGUCAUCCUGAAUGUGCAAUCAGGCCGGGCAUUCUUCUAUGAAGUGGAUAGGAGGAUGACCAACAGAAGGAUCAAUGCGAGGCUGGUCCGCUAUCCAUCGCCAAUUGACAUUACGAGCAGUAAGGCCUGCCGGCGGCAGCUGAGGCUUCCUUUGGUCUGGACCCACUACGAUGAAACGCCCCUGGCUAUGCUCCUGGAAAACAAUGGCAGCACGGUUAUCCUGCGAAGUUUCUACCCACCGAAAUCGGUGCCCUACCUAAGCGGCGGCGAGCUAGGCGGCAGCUACCAUUUUGUGGAGGCCAUCUUUAAGUGGGGCGUCACCAAAACCGAACACUCGAUUGAUGGACAACAGUUUUCCCUGGAGAUGCAGGUCCUUCACAGGUGUCCUCAACGAAAGGAAUACCUGGCGCUGAGCUACCUAUUCUCGCGGGCUCGCUUUAAAAAUGACCCCUUCAAGCAAAUCACUGAGAACUUGAGGUGUAUUCGAUGGCAACGAUCCUCAAUUGAGCUGCCGCCCUUUGAGCUGGGUACUCUGCUCCGCAGCUUCGAAAGGGGCUACUACAGCUACCAGGGCACCUAUGACAACGGGGAGCAGGAGCUGCCUGUCACCUGGCUGAUUGACGCUCAGAUUGGCAGACUUUGUUACCAGCAGGUGGCUGAGUUUGCAACUCUGUGUGGAAAGGAGGGAAGCAGGAUCACGAGCAACGCAAGGGAGGAGAAAUCUUUGGGCAGACGCUCUGUACAGUUUCAUUACUAAGAAGUGUCCUAAGGAGGAGGUCCUUCUAAAUGCAUUAC